Molecule: messenger RNA, 5856 nt
Organism: Labrus mixtus (cuckoo wrasse)
Lineage: Eukaryota; Metazoa; Chordata; Actinopteri; Labriformes; Labridae
Gene: traf7
Product: TNF receptor-associated factor 7
Exons: 22
Coding region: 279-2243 (654 amino acids)
Biological process (GO): ribosomal large subunit assembly; Notch signaling pathway
Cellular component (GO): nucleolus
Molecular function (GO): zinc ion binding; protein binding
Source: RefSeq, a predicted model, not a curated record
UGCGAUGUGUGUAUUUGAAGCAGAGAGAGGAGGGGAGAGAGAGGAAGGAAGAUUUAGGAAUUCGUCUGCAGACUUGGAGCUUCGCUGUUAAAUGAAGAAUAAUGGCUUAGAAAUCCAGCUGGCUGGUAGUGCACAUCCUGCAUUUGUGUGUCCUUUUGGUUACCAUCAGUGGUAAGAAACAUCCAUACAAUUGACCAAAUCCAACAGAAAAAAACAGCCACAAGAACAGCCAUCACCAGCUGCCCCUACACUCCUCACCCAACUCCAACUGGAGCAGGAUGGAGGCCUCAUUUGGCCCUACCUUCUCAGCCGUGGCUGCUGGAACUAAAGCUGAAGGAUCCAGCAACUACAAGCAGCAUAGAAGAACUCCUUCCUCCUCCAGCACUCUAACCUACUCUCCCCGGGAUGAUGACGAUGGAAUGCCUCCUAUCGGUACACCUCGGAGGUCAGAUUCAGCCAUCUCAGUCAGAUCUCUCCAUUCUGAGUCCAACAUGUCUUUGCGCUCUACUUUCUCUCUGCAUGAAGAGGAGGAGGACACAGAGCCCCAGGUGUUUGCUGAGCAGCCGUCAGUAAAACUUUGCUGCCAGUUGUGCUGUAACGUCUUCAAGGACCCAGUCAUCACCACGUGUGGGCACACCUUCUGCAGACGAUGUGCCUUGACUUCAGACAAGUGCCCCGUGGAUGCAGCUAAGCUAACGGUUGUAGUGAACAAUAUUGCCGUCGCAGAGCAGAUCGGAGAGCUGUUCGUUCACUGUAAAUACGGCUGCAGGGCCACAGCUUGCAGCACAAAUGGGGCUGCAUCCUCCACCUCCACAGUGGCCGGUAAACCUGGAGCAUUUGAGGUGGACCCCCUCGGCUGCCCAUUCACCAUCAAACUGUCCAUACGCAAAGAACAUGAGGACAGCUGUGACUACAGGCCGGUCCGCUGCCCCAACAACCCCUCCUGCCCCCCACUGCUCACCAUGAACCUUGAGGCUCACCUUAAAGAAUGUGAACACAUCAAAUGUCCACACUCAAAAUACGGUUGUACAUUCAUUGGUAACCAGGACACAUAUGAAACACACCUUGAGGUGUGUAAAUUUGAGGGUCUAAAGGAGUUUCUGCAGCAGACUGAUGACAGGUUCCAUGAGAUGCAGUUGACUCUGGCCCAGAAGGAUCAAGACAUUGCUUUCCUGCGCUCCAUGUUGGGCAAACUUUCAGAGAAGUUAGAUCAGCUUGAGAAGAACCUGGAGCUCAAAUUUGAUGUGUUGGAUGAGAAUCAGAGCAAACUGAGCGAGGACCUGAUGGAAUUCCGCAGGGAUGCCUCCAUGCUUAAUGAUGAACUGUCCCACAUCAAUGCCAGGCUUAACAUGGGAAUCCUGGGCUCAUAUGACCCCCAGCAGAUCUUCAAAUGCAAGGGGACAUUUGUUGGCCACCAGGGUCCCGUUUGGUGUCUGUGUGUCUACUCUACUGGAGACCUGCUUUUUUCUGGAUCCUCAGAUAAGACUAUCAAGGUUUGGGACACAUGCACCACCUACAAGUGUCAGAAAACCCUUGAAGGUCAUGAUGGCAUUGUUCUGGCUCUCUGUAUCCAGGGAAAUAGGCUCUACAGUGGCUCUGCAGACUGCACCAUCAUUGUGUGGGACAUCCAGACCCUGCAGAAAGUCAAUACCAUCCGUGCCCAUGACAACCCUGUAUGCACACUGGUCUCCUCUCACAACAUGUUGUUCAGCGGCUCCCUCAAGGCCAUUAAGGUGUGGGACAUAGUGGGUACAGAGCUGAAGCUGAAGAAGGAGCUGACCGGUCUGAAUCAUUGGGUUAGAGCACUGGUGGCCUCCCAGAAUCACCUGUACAGCGGCUCUUAUCAGACCAUCAAGAUUUGGGACAUCCGUUCUUUGGAGUGUGUUCACGUCCUGCAGACCAGUGGGGGCAGUGUGUACUCCAUCGCUGUCACCAACCAUCACAUUGUCUGUGGCACCUAUGAAAACCUCAUCCAUGUGUGGGACAUUGAGUCUAAAGAGCAGGUGCGGACACUGACAGGCCACGUGGGAACAGUUUAUGCUCUUGCUGUCAUCUCCACCCCUGACCAGACCAAAGUGUUCAGCGCCUCCUACGACCGCUCACUUAGGGUAUGGAGCAUGGACAACAUGAUCUGCACCCAGACCCUGCUGCGACACCAGGGCAGUGUCACAGCUCUGGCUGUUUCCAGAGGACGCCUCUUCUCUGGAGCUGUCGACAGCACCGUUAAGGUAUGGACAUGCUAAGCAAACAGUAUUCUCUGCAGGAGUCCAGUUAACUUCCCAUCUAUGUUUGUGUCAGAGGGACUCUACCAACGGUAACAAUUAACAGUCUCAGACCAGUAAUACUCCUCUGCUCCCUAUUUGAACCAUUUCACUGUCUGCAUUGCUUUCGAAUGUCAUACAAACACUCCCAACACCUGGACCCUGAUUGUCCAGAUCGUCAUUCUUAGUGACCUGUUCACCAGUGCAUUAUGGGGCAAAAUAAGACGAGCUGCCUUAUAGCUGCGCCACUCUACCAAACCAAGAUGAACUGGAUGCUGCACUCCGUUAUCAGAGCGGGAAGCAAAACGUUUGGACAGUCCUCUCUGCUUUCUGCGAACACUCCAUUCAAAAUCAGUACUGACGAUGCCUACUGCAAACUGUUUAGAUAAGUCUAGAGGCUGGUUUCACAAACAUGAUGUGACAUGUCACUCACCCCAAAUCCAGAUUUUUAUGCACUCCAGACAAAGACCAAACUGAAGAAUUCCAGAUUGGGACAAAGUAGUUAUAUCCAAAUGCAGUUUCAUGUUUAAUAUGUGCUUAAGACCGAAUUAAUCUCAGCUCAGACAUUCUCUUUUAAUGUGUUUCCAUUUGCUGGCCAAUGGUAAAACAUCAGCUACUCUGGAACUGGUGAGCGUUUAGGCAAGACUCACUGUUUGUUCACUCAUGCACAGGUUUGAGGCCACAGAUGAUCUCUGCUUUAACAACUGAAAUCAAACUACACAAAGUGUCACUGAAGUUAGAAUUUUGAUCCACAACUGUGUAACCUGGACCCUCUAAGGAAGAGGUGCUUCAAGGAAACAAAUGUAUUUAUUGCUUUUUGGUUCAUUUAAGUCUUGUGUUUUAAACCUGUAAGUAGAACUCUGUGGUUCUUGAGUCAGCGUGAGUUAAGAUGGUAAAUCUUAAAUGGAGUUAGGCUUGUAAAGCACUUUUCUAGUGUUCUGAACACUCAAGUGCGUUGUACACUACAUGUCCCACAUACUGAUGGUUGAGGCUGCUACAUAAAGGGCCAAACUGCCGAUCAGUACUAUUCAAUUCACACGCCAUUGGCAUUGCAGCAGGAGCAAUUCGGGGUUCAGUGUCUUGCCUGGGUGGCUGUGGCUGCAGGAGUUGGAGAGACUGAUGGCCAACUUCCACUAGAUGCGUGUUCGGUCCGUCUCCGCUCCGUUCCGGCAGCGGAGGUGAUAGGUUUUCACUUUAUUCCAUGUGUGUGCUUCCACUGGGUCCACUUAGCGGCGUCUCAGCUCCGUCUGAGCUCCGGCAGUCUGGAGCACUUCUAUUUUUGCCGGAUGCCGGAGCCCGGCGUAUCAAUUUAGCACAGAAAAGAUCAAGCGGGAUGGGAAGUCAGACACCGAUACAACAUUAAAACAUCCAGUUAUUUUUCAAAAUAAAACACUCCAAUUUAUCUUAUCAGAAAAAUGAGCAUUUGUUUACGUGUUUAUAAGGUUUAUAUAAAGUUGCACAGAGCCGAAACGUACCGGAGCGGAAACGCAAUGCAGACGUAUCUGGUGGAAGUUCGGGGUGACUCUUCCGCUGAGCCACAGCCUUGAGUGUAGCAGUAACUCAAAGCUUAACCACUAUUUUAAGUUUCACUUAAGAUCAUGAGCAGCUGAAAAAGUCUGUAUGAGACAUCUGUGAACUUUCUACAUAUAGUGUCUUUUCCAGAGUAUUAGCUUUUUGCUGAUAUAAAGAAUGUGUUUAAAUAAUAAUUGCAGUAAAUACAAGUAAACUAGAGGCGAGUCAUUUCUUAUAUCAUAUUUGUCCACCAGGGGCCCUGAAAGACAGUUUUUUUUAAACUGUAAAACAUCCUGCUCAGUAUGUGUCAGGUUCACAAUUCUUUAAAAGUUAAGCAAAUACAUUUUCUGAUAUUCUUGUUUUAUGCUUGUUUUUUUAAUUUAAACAAUGAAAUAGGUCUGGUAUCUUUCAUAAAAAUAAUUAAAUGAAAGAUAUGUGUUAUUCAUAGUUAGGCGCGUAGCUGACAUGAUUGACAGGUUAGGCUGAGACAGGAUAUCCAGCAUGGCGGCUGCAGCCGAUGAGCCUCCGGAGCCCCCUGCCGUAACAGAUGGCUGACGUCACUCAGGCUUCGUCCAUUUAAAUUUACAGUCUAUGGGAACGAUUGGAGAGAAAGUAGGGAAUAACAUGCGGGAUAGGAGCCACAGGUCGGAGUCAAACCCAGGCCGCCCGCUUGGAGGACAAUGGCCCCCGUAACAUGGGGCUCACACAACAACCACUAGGCUACCAGCACCCCCAGCGUUAGUCGUUUUAACUUUAUGUAUACAGCUCUCAGUUGGAUUAGGAACAGUCAUUGGGAAAAGUAGUUUCUUCCUUUGUCUGCAACAAAAGACAAAAACUUGUUAUGUGGAAGCACCUUCAAAUGAAAGUCUGUCUGGUUAAUAAACAACACUUAUCUGUUUGAAGAAACCUAAAGGUACAUUUUGCACAACAGCACACAUGAGAAGGGAAGGACAAACAUAUAUAACUAAGUAGGGAUACCAUAAUAUUUCAGUCAGUAAAACUUGGAAACUAAGUAUUCCUUUACUUAAGACAAGAUAGUGGUUUAUUACUUUUACAUAACUGAGCUGAGUAGCUUUGGAGCUGAACCGAAGACGAGUGCAAAAAGGGUGCACAAUGUUCCAUCUGCUCUGCAAAAAAAGUGAACACAUCAGCAGCAUGGGUGGGCAGAGAUAUAAUAACACAUUUCCUCCCCUUGUUCAUAUCAGUUGUCUCUGAGUUAAGUGUUGUGAAACCAGCCUUUUGUAAAAACACCUUUCAUUAAGAGUAGACUUUAAAGAGAAUGACAUUUCUAUAGAUCUACUGAGUUUUAUAAUAGUGCCAUGAUAGAGCUGUAUUCAGAGCCACCCGACGGUUGUACAGUUGUGUAAAGAAACAAAUAGUGCCGAGUCUGGACCUGUGCCCAAGAUGAUGACUCACCCUGGCCAACAUGACGGGAGGGACAGAGAGACGAGAGGACCAUCUGUGUGCAUGAACAUGCCUGUUUUUGUGCGUGUGUGUGUGUGUGUGUUUCAAUGAGUGCCAUAUGUGUGUGUAUGAAAGCAAGGACAAAGUGUUGUGAUGUGUCUUUUUGUCCACUCACUCUCUCUGCCCCACUCCCUCUCUGAUAUGUAACCUCAGCUGGUUAGACUGAACAUAACCACAGAUUAACUGAUUGUUGUUUCAUGACUGUAACAUGCUGUGGACUCACAGUGAAGGUGAGCAGGUGAUUGUGUGUAAUAAACCUUUAAACUUCACAGAAGCAUAUGCAGAGAAAGUGCCACUGAGUCCUGCUUUCCUAAAUAAUGUUUCAGGACCCAUAUUGGGUUUAGAAAAUGCAAAACAACUCAAUUUGCCUGGAAGGGUAGUUUACGUUCAUGAGAACACGUUAAUCCAUCUAAAUAUACAAGCAUGGGCUCAAUCUAGUUUUUAAAGAAGUAUUUUGCCUUCAUUUCAAUGCAUAUAUGACCCAUACUUACAGUAGGCUUUGUGAUUAAGUUGUUUGGGAAGAGAAGUGUCUUCACUGGUCACAGUUCAGUGAUGUCUUGUAUACUUGUAAUCAUGUAAGCCUGAGUUGAUCAUCGAUCAAUAAAACCAUUGUACACUU